Coccinella septempunctata (seven-spotted ladybird) is the source of this 1140-nucleotide messenger RNA. RefSeq lists its product as uncharacterized. The record is from RefSeq and is a predicted model, not a curated record. Bases 1 to 1140 code for a protein of 379 amino acids. The transcript is spliced from 2 exons. Lineage: Eukaryota; Metazoa; Arthropoda; Insecta; Coleoptera; Coccinellidae.
AUGGAGUUGGAACAUACGAGGGUGGUUUUUGGUGUCACAACAUCACCGUUUCUUGCAAAUCGUACUUUGAAAGAACUCGUGAAGGACGAGGGCGCGAAGUAUCCUUUGGCAGCUAGAGCUUUGAAUGAGCAAACUUUUGUAGACGAUAUUUUGACCGGUGCUAAAUCGAAAUCUGAAGUUCUUGAACUCAAAAACCAGCUAAUUGAUUUGAUGAAGGCUGGUGGAUUCAAUUUAGGAAAGUGGGCAUCUUCUAAUAAUGAUGUUGUGGGGGAUUUAACGGAAUCGCUGGAAUUACCGAUUGGAAAUAGUAAGUCAAUAACGAAGGUUCUCGGAAUGUUUUGGGACAAAGCGGAAGAUACGUUUCAAUAUGAAGUCAAUGAUGUAAACGAACCAGCAACGAAACGAGGAAUAUUAUCUAGGGUGGCUCGAACCUAUGAUAUAAAUGGUUAUUUAAGCCCAUUUACUUUCUUAUUGAAAUCGAUGAUACAGAAGUUGUGGUUGUUGAAGAUUGACUGGGAUGAUCCACUUCCGGAUGAUCUACAUGAGAUGUGGGUUUUAAUAAAGUCUCAGUUAUUAUUGCUCGAGGAAAUAAAGUUUCCUAGGUAUAUGUGUGGUGCUGAAAUAUCUCCUUGUAUGUUAAUAGGCUUUUCGGGUGCCAGUAUUAUGGGAAUGGCUGCAGUUAUUUAUUUGAGGGUCAAAUCAGAGGGGAAUUAUAUGGUACAUUUAGUGGCCUCCAAAACACGUGUAGCACCUUUGAAAACUUUAACAUUUCCCAAGUUAGAACUAGGAGCUGCUUGUCUUUCGUCGAGGUUAAUGAACGCUACUAUUGAGGCUCUUAAAUCGUUCAUAAAUUUAGCCGACAUAUUUUGUUUUGCGGAUUCUAGUUCAGUUUUGGGUUGGCUCAAAACUCCGCCUUAUAAAUUGAAAACCUUUAUUUCCAAUAGAGUUGUGCAAAUACACGAAAACGUUCCCGACGUUCGCUGGUCUUACGUGCCGGGAAAAUUCAACCCUGCGGAUCCUGCUAACGCACUGUUAGCCGUAGAGGCACUGAUAGACAACGAGGAACUGGUAGCCGUAAAAGCACUGGUAGCUGUACAGCCACUGAAAGCCCUGGAGGCACUGAUAGCCGUAGAGGCAUGA